AUGGCAAGAUCGCUGCUCCCACCCCUGCUGAUCCUACUGCUGUCCUCGGCCCUGGGAACUGUUGAACAAGAAGCCCAGGCUAACAGGGACGGGGAGAAGAUUAUUGAGGGCUACCCAUGUCCAAACCACUCCCAACCGUCUCAGGUAGCCCUGCUCAGGGGCAAUCAACUACACUGUGGAGGCGUGCUGCUCAACCAGCGGUGGGUGCUCACCGCUGCCCACUGCAGGAUGAAUGAGUAUAAUGUGCACAUAGGCAGUCAAGUGCUGAACGACAGAAGGGCCAAGAAGAUCAGGGCCACAAAGUCAAUUCGUCACCCUGGCUACUCCACACGGACCCAUGCCAAUGACAUCAUGCUGGUGAAGCUAAGCUCCCCGGUCAAGCUGUCAUCUAGUAUAAAGGCUGUCAGUCUGCCCUCCCAAUGCGAGCCCCCUGGAACCCAAUGUACUGUCUCUGGCUGGGGCACCAUCAGCAGCCCUAAUGUGAAAUUUCUGUCGACGCUCAUGUGUGCAGAUAUCAUGCUCAUCUCCAAAACCAACUGCAGUAAGGUUUACAAAGACCUGCUGGGCAAGUCGAUGCUGUGUGCUGGCAUCCCGGAUUCCAGGAAGAAUGCCUGCAAUGGUGACUCAGGGGGACCACUGAUGUGCAAAGGAACCCUGCAAGGCCUAGUGUCCUGGGGAGCGUUCCCUUGCGGCCAGCCAAACAUCCCAGGUGUCUACACCCAAGUCUGCAAGUUCGUUCCUUGGAUAAAGAACACCAUGAGAAGCAAUAGAUAA
Molecule: messenger RNA, 774 nt
Organism: Trichechus manatus latirostris (Florida manatee)
Lineage: Eukaryota; Metazoa; Chordata; Mammalia; Sirenia; Trichechidae
Product: kallikrein-7
Exons: 5
Coding region: 1-774 (257 amino acids)
Biological process (GO): proteolysis
Molecular function (GO): serine-type endopeptidase activity
Source: RefSeq, a predicted model, not a curated record